Messenger RNA from Pseudozyma flocculosa PF-1, 468 nucleotides. RefSeq lists its product as uncharacterized. Gene Ontology annotation, cellular component: mitochondrial large ribosomal subunit. The coding region runs from base 1 to 468 and encodes 155 amino acids. The record is from RefSeq and is a predicted model, not a curated record. Gene Ontology annotation, biological process: translation. NCBI's taxonomy places the organism in Eukaryota, Fungi, Basidiomycota, Ustilaginomycetes, Ustilaginales, Ustilaginaceae. The transcript has 2 exons. Gene Ontology annotation, molecular function: structural constituent of ribosome.
AUGUUCAAGCCGACGCCGUCUCUGUGCUCCAAGGCGAGCCGGUUGCCGCUCACCUCCAAGAAGGGCAACCGCGACUUCUUCAAGGGCACCCGGACGGGCAACAUCAUGCGCCGCAAGAGGAUCGCCACCUCUGACCCUGCCGGACGGCAGCUGUACGACAAGAACGGCAGGGAGCUCAGCUGGACCAUCAAGACGCACCGCAUCGACGAGGCCAGAGUGCCUUCCUACAUUGUUCCUCCGGGACUGGCAGAGACCAAGCUGCGACCCUACGUCUUCAUCGGCGACGCAAGCGACGGCGGCGUAUCGAGCAAGGACAAGAUCGGCAUGCCCAACUACCCCAAGAUGGACCAGCACGGCUUUGACGGCACCUACUACCGCAGCAUCAUCAACGAGAUGCUCCAGAAGCGACGCAUCCGCGAGCGCCAGGACGAGGACAAGAGAAUAGCGGAAGCCGUCCGCCAAAAGUAG